AUGGCUGAGCACCUGCACUAUGGAGACCUUUCCGGGUCCCUCGGAGCUGCUGGGGAAGAGCGGGAAGCCUUCAGCGGUUCCAACAUCCAUGUGCCCUCCGACGCGGACAUCGUCGCAGGAGCUGCCGAUGACAUGGCCCGUGCUCGGCAGCAGCACGAGGAGGCGGUGCGGGCCUUCGAGCAGAAGCGCACCCAGCGAGAGCUGGCGGUGCCCACCGGGGACGUGCAGGUCAAGGCCAAGCUCCGCGAGUUUGGUGAGCCGGUGUGCAUCUUCGGCGAGGGCCCCUACGAGCGCAGAGACCGCUUGCGGACCAUCAUGGCGGGCCGUACCGCUCCGACCUUGGACGCGAAGAGGCAGGAGUCGACCGGGGACGAGGACCUUUUCUAUACGGAGGGCUUGGAGGAGCUGCUGGAGGCUCGCGUGAAGAUCGCAGAAUGGUCAUUGGCCAGAGCAAACCAACGGCUG
Symbiodinium necroappetens is the source of this 465-nucleotide messenger RNA. NCBI's taxonomy places the organism in Eukaryota, Dinophyceae, Suessiales, Symbiodiniaceae. The record is from the annotation of a GenBank genome assembly.